CGUCUAUAUAUGCAUCGAUGGGCAUGUGAUGGGUUAUCUCUCGGACAGCGAGAUGUCGGUACGAGGUGGUAACACUGGUUUCUCUUCGGAAAAAAUGGUCAAGUGCUGUUCUCCUAGCAAGGCAGAAGGACCAGAGGCAGCCCUAAAGGGUGAAGAAAAAAAACCAAAGGCUGCCGAAGGACCAGAGGCAGAUCCAAAGGCUGCUGGUUACUAUUGGUUUAAACUCAAGCUUGGAGAACCUCUUACAUCUGAAGAGGAGGCAAAGGCUGCUGAUUACAGUUUGGAGGACCUCCUCGAUGAAGGUCUCAAAUUUUGUACAAUUUGUGGUCAGGAGGACCACUGGGUUUACUGUUGUGAGAAAUACUAUGAGGAAUAUAAAUGUCCAUACGGGACUAACUUCAUUCCGCCAGGCAUUAACCAACAUCACAAGAUGCCGUCUGAUGUCUGGACUGACUCAGAUCAAGAGUAUUUGGAUCUUUUGUGCAUCGACGAUUAUGUCCCAGAGGGCUUUGAGUACCUGCAUACAGUCAGUGAAAUAAAAAACAUACAUAGAAUUUUGAUUCAGCAGCACAACGAGAUCAAGGAUUACGUUAGCUCCGGAAUCGAUCGAGCCCGAUUGUGCGGUAAGAAAGACCAAUGGUGAGUUUGACGAUGAAGCAUGCAAUGAAGGACGAGGACAAGGAUGUGGAUUGAAGAUGGAAUGGAUUGCUGCUGUAUGAUGGAUGUUUUGUUUGUUUUUUUAUUGGUAUGACGUAGAUGAUUUGGUUUUUGUUAACGUUGUGAUAGCGUUGUAAUAUGUUGUCCUCUUUUUAGUACUUAACUAGAAAAAUGAUGCGCGGGGUAAAGAGUUGUAGUAUUUAUCGUUUAUUUAAUUAAGAAUUUUGUAGUUUGAGUG
Molecule: messenger RNA, 895 nt
Organism: Rosa chinensis
Lineage: Eukaryota; Viridiplantae; Streptophyta; Magnoliopsida; Rosales; Rosaceae
Exons: 3
Coding region: 29-643 (204 amino acids)
Source: RefSeq, a predicted model, not a curated record